Molecule: messenger RNA, 1119 nt
Organism: Microthlaspi erraticum
Lineage: Eukaryota; Viridiplantae; Streptophyta; Magnoliopsida; Brassicales; Brassicaceae
Source: the annotation of a GenBank genome assembly
AUGAUCCCUUUGGAUAUAGAGGUGGAGAUACUGAAUAGACUGCCGGUAAAGUCUCUUAUGAGGUCCCUAUGCGUGUCAAAGAUGUGGUCUUCCAUCAUCCGAACCCAAGGCUUUAUCGAUUCUUACUACGCUAUGUCCUCUGCGACGCGACCUCGGUUUAUAGUCGCUUUAAGCAGCAGUUCAUACGUCAAGGAUCAUGCCAAGCGUCUGUUCAUCUUCUCGGGAGAGGAAUGCUCGUCUUCUUCUUCUUACGUUUCUGCCAAUCUCGACAUGACAAUACCUUCCUUGAGAUUGGCCCACGGCUACACGUGUCCUUCCGUCCAUGGCUUUGUCAGUUGUUGUCAUGGUUUACAGUUCACUAUAUGUAACCCUAGCACGAGGCAAGUCGUUACUUUACCUGCUUGUAAUGGAUACGACAUCACAUCCUUGGGAUACGACCCUGUUGAUCAUCAAUUCAAAGCAUUGAUCCCCGUGGCUUGUGAAUAUGGUUACGAUGGUUUUAUAAUAAUAAGACUUGGAGGAGGAGGAGGAGGAGGAGCUCAAUCUCGCAGUGCGGUAACCUCCCCGCCUUAUCGGCCUCUAAGCAAGGGACUAUGCAUCGAUGGUUUCUUGUAUUAUGGCGCAGUGACUCAAAGCGAAACUCCGGUGAUUAUGUGUUUUGAUGUUAGGAAUGAGAAUAUCAGUUUUAUCACAACCCCUAAGGAUGUCCUGCAUUUGGAUAGAAAUUCAGUAUUGAUAGAAUACAAAGGGAAGUUAGCUGCCAUUGUAGGACACUGCCUUCCUUUUAACUUCCGCGGUUUUGAUUUGUGGAUACUAGAGGAUGUCAAGAAACAUGAAUGGUCUAAGCAAACAUUUGAGCUUCCUUACUGUUUGCUGGAUAUGACUUCCCCGGGCACUAACAAGGCUGGUGAAAUCAUUUUUGCUCCAUUAAAACUGUCACUUGAUAAUCUCCGACCUUUCUUCUACAUUGUCGUCUACAAUGUAGCAAGAAAAGACGUCAGACGAGUUCGUAUCCAGGGUUUUGCAGACGAUGAAGGUUUUAGGCGUCAUUAUGGGCUCGUAGGCUUUUGUAAUGUCUCAGUCUCACCCCAACACGUUCAGAGUAUUGCCUCUUUAUAG